UAAUAAAUAUAUUGAUGACUAAGUUGCAACAGUGGAUCUAUGAGGUUCUGUUUAUAUUCAUAUUAUUUAUGUAUAUGAGAACACAGUAAAAACUAAAGAGUGUCUUCUGAAGAAUGGGUGGUACGGAUAACGAAAAUUUAAAAAUAACUGUAGUUGGAGAUGGUUUAGUUGGAAAAACCUGUUUAUUAAUCGUUUAUACAUCAAAAGAAUUUCCAACAGAAUAUGUGCCUACAGUAUUUGAAAAUUAUUCAGGUGAAAUAGUUGUUGAUGAAAAGACAUAUAGUUUAUCGUUAUGGGAUACAGCGGGCCAAGAAGAUUAUGAACGACUUCGGCCUCUAUCAUACCCAAAGACAAGAUGUUUUCUUUUAUGUUAUGCUGUAAAUUCUAGGCCUUCGUUCGAUAAUAUUUUAUCCAAAUGGUAUCCUGAAGUUAAACAUUUUAAACCUGAUAUUCCAAUUAUCCUAGUCGCAACAAAAAUAGAUUUACGUAAUGAUCCAACAUUAGACACAAUUUCAACAGCAGAAGGUAAACGAUUGCGGAAAAAAAUUAAAGCGUAUAAAUUAGUCGAAUGUUCAGCAAAAAAUCAAGAAGGCUUAGAUGACGUAUUUACAGAGGCUGUAAGAGCAGCAGUUUCUGCACCAAAAACAAAACAAUUCGGGAAUUGUAUACUUUUAUAAAUUAAUAAUAUUUAUUAUUAUUUAUACAAUUUUUUACAAUCACUGCCUGAACAAAAUAAGUUAUUUUGAGUCGAUAAAACCAACCUGGAUUCAAUGUUUUUGUUUAUAUUAAAUUUAUAAUCGUUCUAAAAAUAA
Messenger RNA from Chrysoperla carnea, 812 nucleotides. Its product is annotated as ras-like GTP-binding protein RhoL. The record is from RefSeq and is a predicted model, not a curated record. The transcript is spliced from 5 exons. Lineage: Eukaryota; Metazoa; Arthropoda; Insecta; Neuroptera; Chrysopidae. Gene Ontology annotation, molecular function: GTPase activity; GTP binding. The coding region runs from base 114 to 677 and encodes 187 amino acids. Gene Ontology annotation, biological process: small GTPase-mediated signal transduction.